This is a messenger RNA of Platichthys flesus (European flounder), 2152 nucleotides long. RefSeq names its product free fatty acid receptor 4-like. Gene Ontology annotation, cellular component: membrane. Gene Ontology annotation, molecular function: G protein-coupled receptor activity; peptide binding. Gene Ontology annotation, biological process: G protein-coupled receptor signaling pathway. The record is from RefSeq and is a predicted model, not a curated record. Lineage: Eukaryota; Metazoa; Chordata; Actinopteri; Pleuronectiformes; Pleuronectidae.
GUUAGUGUAUCACUCUUCAGGAAGUCAAACCAGUAAAUAAUGGUGAAAUCCAAUUAAUUAUAUCCCUGCAGCUCAUUUGAGAUUUACCCAACAUUACCGUUCAACAGGUGCACUUAUAAAAUUAGGAUCAAAACCCUCAGAGACGUCGCCUCAGUCUCAUUCAACAACAGACUAGCGUGUGUUACAAUUAAAUCCAGAGCUUCUCAAGAAAGGAUCCACAGCAUCAAAGCAUACAGCUGCUGAGAAAGUUGGGAAAAAAAGAAAAAAAAAAAGACGACAGUUAUGAGCAUGGGCUGUAAGACCAGUGGCACCCCAAUUGUUUUCGAAACAAUUGGGAUGUUAAUAAAGAUACAACAACUAAAUGUGUCUGAAGCCGUUCAUACCCAACUGGAUGAAUGUGUAAAAUUGCCCUCUGGAAGAUGCUUUCACACCAAAUGUGACAACUUUGUUGAUUAUGCCUUGUAUAUUCAACCAGCUUACCAUUAAACUACACCAGUGCUUGUGCUGUUAUUAAAAACUAAUGGACUGAUUUCCGUGGCACUUGAUGGACGGGUGGGGUUGGAACCAUUAACUUUUGGAGCAGAUUUGAGUAUGGAGGGUGACAUCCAGGACAUUGCCUUGACUUCUCAGUAAAUAAAUCAUUCAUUGAUCAGGCAUCUGUGUACCUUAUGCAACAUUAUGAGUGUGUGCAAAUCUGGUUAUUUAUUGUAUUUAUUGAGAAGUCAAAAGCAAUUUCCACAUCACUAAAUAAUUCAGAUAAAGAUGAAGUUGAAAUAAACAAGGAAAGUAAUAAUAUGAUUUUAAUUAUGCUCAACUAAACAGCAGGGGAUUGUUAUAUUUGACUUCCAUUCAUGCAGCAGCUGGAGCAAACAGCAUGUAAAGGGUUAGUCGCCACCCUUCAUCCCUCCUCAUCCUCCUCCGUUUCUCUUGUAUCACUUAUCAGCUUCUCUUUCCCAUUCAUUUAUCAGGCACCCAGUGAACUCAGUCUGCACCUUAGAUCCAAAUACCUUUUUCAGCCUCUAUGGAUAGAGACCCUCACCCUCACCUACUCCACUUGAGAAACUUCACUUAUUUUUCCUUCUUCUCUGAGUUGCACCACUCUGACCAUGCUGCUGUCGAGACUGAGGCCAUCUCCAUGGUGCUCCUGGUGUCCGUGGCAGCAAACACGGGAGCUGCAGCCUUGGUAACCUGGGAACGCAGACUGCUGGCCAACAAGACCAUCCUGACCCUCAACUGGUCUGUGGCCGACCUGCUGUUUGUCAGCAUGAUCCCAUUGAUAGUGGCAAUGCGUUUGACCGUGUCCUGGAUGCUGGGGUUUACGGCCUGUCACACCAUGCUGUUUGUCAUCUGUAUGAGCGGCUCCGUCACCAUCACCACCCUGGCCUCCAUCAGCGUGGAGAGGGUCCAGGCGAUCCUUCGGAUGCAGACUGCGACCACUCUGAUCCCCUGGAUGUUGACCGCCACCCUCAUCUUCAUCUGGGCUUUCUCUGCACUCACUGCUCUACCUCAAAGCCUCUUCUUCACUGUGGUGGAAGUGGAUUAUCCUGAGCAGGAAAUCUGUACUCUCAAGUGGCCUGACUCCACUGCAGAGAUUGUGUGGAAUAUAUCCUUCACCACCCUGUGCUUCCUUCUCCCAGGACUUAUUGUGGUCAGUUACAGCAAAAUAUUGCAGAAUUCUAAAAGUUGCAAGCGAAGACUCCAAACCCGAGAUAGUCCCCUCCCAGAGUACCACAUCUCCCACCAGGAUAUGAAGCUCUUCCGCACUCUCCUGGUCCUCGUCUUCUCCUUCCUACUCAUGUGGAGUCCCAUCUUCAUCAACACCUUCCUCAUCCUGGCCAGAAAUUUCCUCGGUCACCUGCACGUCUCCUCGACCGUGUUCUUCUGGGUGAUGACGUUCACACAGGCCAACUCAGCUCUCAAUUCUAUUCUCUACUUGUUGUGCCAGUUCAGGAACGGCUGGCAUAAGCUCUGCUGUGGUUCUGCCGUGGUGCCACUGCGGAGAGACACUUAAUACUGGCCUUAAACCUUAUACACCUAGGACACACUUUUCUUAUGGUUGCUAAGCUCCUGAGCAGGUGCAUUCAAACUGAAAGACAUUCCAAAGCACUAACACUGUAGAGACAUUCAUUUUAUAAUAAAUACUUUUCAAACA